CUCCAAUGUCACCCUUAGUCUAGUUUCUAGUAUUAAAACUCUCACACUGCAGCAUGAACUUCAUCGGCAGCUCAACUCAUUCUCACAGCACAUUCUUUCUCAAUUGAUAAUCAUGAAGGCUUCUCUCGUUACCGCGCUGCUUGCCCAGGCUUUGGCCGCAAGUGCUUCGCAGAUGUACUGCAACGGUGGACAAGGUCUCGCAAGUGGAAACACCUGUGACAUAUGUGCGUCUAGGGAAAAGGAGCAAACUCCUACUGCGUGGAAAAGGAAAAUACUCGAGUAUCCAUUCCCUACAUUCCGAGGAUCAUGCUUCAGCCCGCAGAGCAUUCGUGACCAGGAGGAUACCUCUCAGCAGUGCUCUGGAGGUUUCGUCUACUGCGUAAGUGACCGCUCACUAACUACGAUGAAUGAACGGCUAUUUACUUUUUAUAGUGUGACUUAGGUACUGGAGCGCGCAUCGACUUUUGAAGCAGGUGGUAGGAGAGUACUCAGAAGGUUAUCAUGGUCGUUGAGGACGAACGCCCUGAACGUGCAUGAUCUAAGUAUGCCGUAUGCGCUGGCAGUCGGGAAUCGGUACAAGAGGCUUGCCAAGCUGGAGCGGCUGAUGGGGUUUACUAUCAAUACCACAGUAGAUGAGAACUAUUUUACUCUAAUACAGACGUGGGUGCGGCGGCAAAAUCUCAAAAACAUCAAUACUGUCUCGAGACCCAAUCAUCUCCGAUGACACCGUCACACAGUCAGACCGUCAGUCAACGCUACGAGGUGCUUUUGUCUAUUUUUUCAUCAUUGUUCCUAUCUCAAGUAUUUUGCUUUAUUUAUUUAUCGUGAUCCUAUUACUA
This is a messenger RNA of Colletotrichum phormii, 839 nucleotides long. RefSeq lists its product as uncharacterized. The transcript is spliced from 5 exons. NCBI's taxonomy places the organism in Eukaryota, Fungi, Ascomycota, Sordariomycetes, Glomerellales, Glomerellaceae. Bases 113 to 442 code for a protein of 109 amino acids. The record is from RefSeq and is a predicted model, not a curated record.